GGAGCAUCUGUCCGAAACCUAAACUAACCGCUGGCACAAUGACGCGACUGAGGAGCGCGUCGAGCUCAUCUUCUAAAUGAACUUUCAAUACUUUGGGAGAUUCACAGGAGCUGGACGAUAAAAGAAGGCUCUGCAAACAAGACCUAAUGUUUAUCCCAUGGAUCUACUGGACAUCAUAUCCCAGUGACGACAUCAUUUCCCACAGUCCCCAAGAGACUCUUCCUUCUGUGUGGAAGAAAAUCUCCAGUUAAGGAGAACUAGAUCUACAACAACAGUGGUUUUCCCAUCUGAGAUGAACGUCUGAUGAAAGGCCAAAGGAAGUGUACAAAAGGCUGACCAACAGGAUUACUGUUACUGCUUAUUUGCUUUUAAACCCAAAGAAGAAUCCGAUGCGACAUCAAAUCUGGACUGAUUGUACUCAGUCGGAGCUCCCAGCGGCAGCACUUUGGCUCCAGAUGAAACUGAUGCUUUUCUGCAUAAUUCUUAGUCAGUCUGGAGCCGUUACCCCUCCUGCUCUGUGUGUUGUAGCAUGUGGCUUGGACUCAACAUCCACAGCAUCUUAAUUACACAGCCAAGCCGAUUUAGACCACACAGGAAACAUCUCUACAUCUGGAGAUACGCUGCCUUUUAGAGAGAGAUGCACAUCACUAGAGACCCCUGAUCUGCUUUUUGUCCUCUAUAUGCGAUUAUACAAGAAACCUAAAAGAGAAAAGAAGCCUACACCAGACAUGAGGGUCACAACAGCACAUUUGGCAGGACUACAAAAAGCCAUUCCACGAGGAUAAAUUAGUGUCGGAGUUACACUUUUUUGGAAAAUUUACAACAGCACGACUUGCGGAAAACGACUAAAAGACUUAAAAGGGCUUGAUGCACCUUUUAAGGGCAGCAACAAAAAUGAAUAAAUCAUCAAGAGGGAGCGAGGGCUAGUUCUUCUCAGAGAGCAGUGAAGGAAACGCUCUCCUCCCCCUGCUGCAAAUGAGAGCUUGAACUGAGCUCUCUGGAAGACUGACAGUCUCUCCUGCUCUCUAGCCUGGUGGUUUGUUGAUGGAUUUGCCUUGAUUUUUGGUGUUUCUCAGCCCUCCCUCUACGUGCCCGUGUCAUGCUCUGUUGCCGGCGAGCCGUCCAGGAGCCAUGCCCAUCCCUGAGAUGGCUUUGAGCCCGGUCAAGUCUCUGUACUGGGAGGUGUUUCCCUCCAUGGCCAUGCAGCGGGUGUACUGUACGCCCGUCCUCUGGGCUGGACGUCUCUAUGUGCUGGGCGGCUGCAGUGAGAACGGCCUCCCUUUGGACUCGGCCGAGGUGUUGGAUCUAGAGAGCCAGCGUUGGUGCGAGCUGCCUCCGCUGCCCACGGCUCGUGCUGGGGCAUCUGCUGUGGUAGUCGGGGACCAGCUGAUGGUUAUGGGGGGUAUGGAUGCACAGCAGAGCCCGCUGGCCUCGGUGGAAGUCUAUCACCCUGAUGAGGGCAAGUGGGAGAGGAAGACAGGACUGGGUCAGCCUUCCAUGGGAAUCACCACACUAGAGAAAGAUGGUAAAGUGUAUGCGUUGGGUGGGAUGGGAGCCGACACGACCCCUCAGGCCACGGUGAGACUGUAUGAGGCGACGAAGGACCAGUGGCUGCCCCUCACCUCUAUGCCCACCCCUCGAUACGGAGCCUUCUCCUUCCUGCGCGGAAACAAGAUCUACGUCCUGGGUGGGCGUCAGGGAAAGCUGCCAGUGACUGCAUUCGAGGCUUUCGAUCUUGAGAUGAAGAGCUGGACGAGAUACCCGUGUAUCCCCAGCCGCAGAGCGUUCUCGUCAUGUUCUGCCAGUGACAGAGCCUUCUUCAGCCUCGGCGGCCUCCAGCAGCCCGGACCACACAACUUUUACUCCAGACCUCACUUCGUCUCCACUGUAGAGGAAUUUGAUUGUGAGCAGGGUGUAUGGUUGAAGGCCACGCGGAGCUGUCGGAUGAGAGAGAAGCGGGCAGACUUUGUAGCUGGUUGUCUCGGUGGACGAGUCAUUGCUGCAGGAGGACUCGGUAACCAGCCAUCCCCGCUGGCAUCAGUGGAGUGUUAUAAUCAGCUGAAGAGGAGAUGGGAACCCGUGGCCCCUUUACCCAGCCCUCGCUGUUCCUGUGCCUCCAUUCAGACCCCCAACAUGCUCUUCCUCAUCGGAGGGGUGUCGCAGGGUCCCAGCAACGCUGUGGAAGCCCUCUGUUUGAAAGAGACCGUCUGACAAACACACACACAAAGGAACAGCUACACAGAUCCUCACAUGCUGGACUUUCCAAAGUACUUUCCCUCAGAGGACACAUCAGCUUUAUACUUUGAAUAUUGGAGACAAUCUACUGGAGCUUGAACAAUGGUCCACAUCUCUGGGCAGAAGAGUUACGGACUGGAAAUGACAACACUAUCGAUUUUCUGGAAUACGUGGCGGCCUUGAAUCUAGUGCUGCGAGGGAAGUUGGAGCACAAACUGAAAUGGACAUUUAAA
Molecule: messenger RNA, 2468 nt
Organism: Danio aesculapii
Lineage: Eukaryota; Metazoa; Chordata; Actinopteri; Cypriniformes; Danionidae
Gene: klhdc8b
Product: kelch domain containing 8B
Exons: 9
Coding region: 1132-2211 (359 amino acids)
Molecular function (GO): protein binding
Source: RefSeq, a predicted model, not a curated record